GAACAGAAUGUUGAUGGUGUUUCAGUUUGAAAUAGUUUUUUUUUAAGUUAUUAGUUAGUUGUUCGUUGAAUGUUGCUAAGGAUACUGUGCAAGUUACUUAGGUUACUCGAUAAACCAAAACAAAGUUAUACACAAUACGCUAUACUAUAAACGCGGUAAAACUAAUUUUUCUAUUGGAGUUUUAGGUAGGAAAGUCUUGUGAAAUGGGAUUUUCCUAAAGUAUAUUUGCAUUUUCAGUGAAUACAAUGUUCAAUAAAGCAUAUGUAUAGCUAGACUACUAGGCGAAUGAAGAAAAAAAAAUAAUUGCGUAAUCCACCGAUUUUGAAUAAAGUUUAUUCGAUAAGACCAAGUCUUCGUGAGCAGUUGAACAAAACUUUUGAAGCAGUUCAAGCCUAGCUUUUAAGCUGAUCUGGUUGUUGCAGAAUGGCAAUUUUUACUGCUAACAAAAAAAAGUUGAUUGUUAAAAAAAUGUGAAAAAUUACUUUUGUAAAAACUUAACAUUUUUCGUUUUUGAUUUUUUUCCUUUUUUUGAUUUGAUUUUAUUUUGUUUGUGUUCUUCGAGACGGAUUUCUUGUGAUAAAAAUUAUUUUAUUAAUUUCGAUUACAAUUUGGAUUUUUUGGAAUUCGUUUAAAUUGGUCGAAUAAUUUUAUACACGACAACGUUUGGAUUAUAACGAUGGCGCCACAAAAUUCAACUUUAUUACAUGAAAACUUUGAAUCAUCGUCAGAGUUGGGUCGAUUUAGUCCAAUUUUUCCUUUGAAUGAUAAGAGGAGGUGUGACGAAGGAUUGCGUCAAAGAAAAUCGAUUUCCAGCAAAGAGCUUCGUAUCGAGGAAGACAAUGAAAUUCCAAUCUGGAUAUGUGGUGAACCAAGAUUCAUAUCAGGCAUAAUGAGCAAUACAACUUGCUAUGAAUUAAUUCAAGCGUUGAUCGAUGAUGAAUUGCACGACAAGAGGAACGAGAAGGGAAAUGUUGAUGUUGCGGUGUCGCGUGAUUUGAAUGACUACGUGAUUACAGAAUGUUGGCGUGAUGUCGAGCAAGCAUUACCUGGAGAGACAUAUAUUUUACCCAUUUGGCAAGCAUGGAGUACGGCUAGAAAUGAGAUUAAAUUCAAACUUAAGAUCAAUAAAAACAAGGUUGGGCACGACAACGAAUACAAAAAGUCUGUAGCGGAUCCUAAAGCGAAAAAAAGGAAGUUCGUAACUCUGAAAAAGCUUAUCAAACGACUAAUUCAUCAAUCGGAAACUAUUCACGAUCACUUAUCGGUGAUUAGCGACAAUCAUCUAGAGAAGGCAGGGACGGCGAAGCCAGACAAGAAAUUAUAUGAUCCUAACGUAAUGGCUAAUUUUCUCCGAGAUACCGAUGCAACGCACAAAGAAAACAUUUACGUUAACCCAUACACCAGCGUUCCCAAUCCAAUCGACAUUGACCAAUGUGACGAGCUGUUUCUGUUAAUUGACAACAAUGAUGACGAUCGCGACAGCGGUGUUCAUGUUGAAUAUGGACAAUAUAUUCUCAACCAAAAGUGCAACGCAUCAAUGAAAGCUAAAUUAUGCCAAAAAGAUCAGUCAAAUCAAGACUCUGAUUAUCAGGAAACGCCAAAACGAAAACUUUACUCAAAGAAGCAGAAGAACAAAUUGCGAGAAAAUAAUUUGAACAGUAGACUAUCCAAACACAAUCUUCCUCCGGCGGGUUUUUUUUCGGAAAUUGAGAAAACAUCUAGCCGAUACGAGAUUAUACGGCUCGAAAUUCUGUUCCGCAUUUCUGAUAUGAAGAAAUUGUUGAAAACUGAAAGUGAUCUGACUAAAAUUCUAGCGAAACGAUGUGCUCAAUAUCGAUCGCAAAAUGAAAUGUACACGGCGAAGAUUGGUUUAGAAAUGCAGAUUGAACGAAUUCAAGCUAAUUUAAGUUUUUUUGCCAAAGAAAUCAUUCGGAAUGAAAUGCAAUUGUUUGAGGUUAAAAUGGAAAUCAAGCAGAAACAAGGAAUUAUUAGAAAUUUAUAUCGAAUGCUUAAAGAGGAAGAGUCGAUUUGUGGACUGGUGGGUGACGGAUUGUCAAUUGAUGAUCUCUUUUUGAUGGAAGAUAGUAGCCAAGAUGUUUGCGAAAGGGUGAAAAAUUGCUUAUCACAAGAAAAUGAUAUAUGCUUCGUUGACAAUAUUUAUGAAUUUUGUGAUAAUAAUAGCAGUAUGGUUGUUUAAUGUUUUUAAUAGGAUGUUAAGAUGUUAAGGUUAAGUUAAGUUUUCUACUAAAACUAUAUUUUUUACGAAAUAUUUAAAACUGAAAUUUAAUAAAAAAAAAUCUUUUCGAUUGUCUUUACUUGUUAAU
Bradysia coprophila is the source of this 2324-nucleotide messenger RNA. It is a transcript of the gene meru, whose product is annotated as ras association domain-containing protein meru. The record is from RefSeq and is a predicted model, not a curated record. Lineage: Eukaryota; Metazoa; Arthropoda; Insecta; Diptera; Sciaridae.